AUGGCCACUGGUCCUCCAGCGUCACCGUCUGCGGAGCAGUGUCCUGAGCUUAGCAGCACUGUGGCCUCACCUGAGAUGCUGGAGGGUAAAGAGAUGCCAGGACCAUCAGAACCCAGGGUGGAGACCAGCCCCCGACCUCCGUUCACAAGCGUGAAGAGGAAUAGGGACUCUGAGGACGACCUGGAGGAGCUGCUGAUCCCUGAGCCCCAGCCGGUGUGGGUGGUGGAGACGCUGUGCGAGCUCAAGAUGAAGCUGAAGAGGCAGCGCGUCUUCACAGUGCUCCCCGAGCACCAUGACGUCUUCACCAGGCUGCUGGAGAAUCCGAUGGUGAAAAGAUUUCUGGACUGGGACAAGACCCUGAAGGCGUCUGACAAGUACCUCCUGUCUAUGGUCAUAGCUUAUUUCAGCCGUGCUGGCCUCUUCUGUUGGCAAUACAAGCCAAUCCAUUUCUUCCUGGCUCUAUACCUGGCCAAUGACAUGGAGGAAGACAACCAGGCCCCAAAACAAGACAUUUUCUAUUUCCUCUAUGGGAAGAGCUUUGCCCAGCGCCCCAUGUUCCACAAACUGCGGUUCCAAUUCAUUCGGUCCAUGGGCUGGAGGGCUUGGGUGUCCCCAGAGGAGUGUGAAGAGAUCCAGGCUUACAACCCAGAGCUCUGGGUGUGGGCACGAGAUCGCAGCAAACUCACCUUGAACUCUGGGACCACAGAGGCCUGA
This is a messenger RNA of Nannospalax galili (Upper Galilee mountains blind mole rat), 714 nucleotides long. RefSeq names its product speedy protein E4A. The transcript is spliced from 6 exons. The record is from RefSeq and is a predicted model, not a curated record. Gene Ontology annotation, biological process: positive regulation of cyclin-dependent protein serine/threonine kinase activity. Lineage: Eukaryota; Metazoa; Chordata; Mammalia; Rodentia; Spalacidae. Gene Ontology annotation, molecular function: protein kinase binding. Bases 1 to 714 code for a protein of 237 amino acids.